AUAUGAAUCAAUAUUACAUUUUGGUUAAAAUAGGAGAAGGUACUUUUUCAGAAGUUUUAAAGGCCAAAUCCAUGAUUACUGGAUAAUUGGUUGCAAUUAAAUGUAUGAAAAAUCGUUGUGAAAGUGUGGUAAAUUCAUUUUUUAAUUAUGUUAGGAUUAAGUAAAGAACUUAAAAGAAAUUUAAGCUUUGCAUUAAUUAUCAUAACAUCCUAAUAUUGUUAAAUUACAUGAAGUCCUUUAUGAUGAACCAAGUGGAAGAUUAGCAUUAGUAUGUGAAUUAAUGGAAAUGAAUCUCUAUGAUUGCAUCAAAAAUAGAACAUCUUAUUUGAGCAUGGCAAAAGUCAAAAAAUACAUGUAUUAAGUAUUAAAAGCUUUGGAUUACAUGCAUAAACGUAACUUUUUUCAUAGAGAUAUAAAACCAGAGAACAUUCUGAUAAAAAAUGAUAAUGUAAAAGUAGCUGACUUGGGAAGUUGCAAAGGUGUUCAUUCUACUCACCCUUAUACUGAAUAUAUUAGUACUAGAUGGUAUCGAGCACCAGAAUGUCUUAUGACAGAUGGUUAUUAUGAUUAAAAAAUGGAUCUUUGGGGUGUAGGUUGUGUAAUGUUUGAAAUUAUUGCUUUAUUGCCAUUAUUUUAAGGAGAGAAUGAAUUAGAUCAAAUUAAUAAAAUCUUUAAAAUUCUAGGUACUCCUGAACCUGAAUUAUUGAGUAGAUUCAAAUCCUAAGCAUCUCAUAUGGAAUUUAAUUUUAAACAGUAAAAAGGUAUAGGAUUGGAAAGAUUAGUACCUCCACAUGCUGGUUCUGAUUGCAUAGAUUUACUUUAUAAAUUAUUGCAACUUGAUCCAAUCAAGAGAAUUACUGCAGAAGAAGCACUUAGACAUGAAUUUUUUGAGGAAUUUUGGGAUGCUCCAAUGUCUCAAUCAAGUGAUAGUACUUAAUUUGGUAAAGCUAUAACAAUAGCUAAACCAAAAAAGAGAUUGAAUAAAGGAAUUUAUCCAGGGACAAUAAAAUUAGAAGUGAAACUUGAAGGUAAACUAAAUUAAUCUGAUGAUGAGAAUGAAAAAGUUAGAGAUGGAAGUUUAAAUUCCAAAUUACCUCCUAUAACAAAACCACAUUUAAAACCAAAAGUAAAAAAUCCUUAUGCUAAGAAAAAACUUUAUGAUGAUUAUAUUAUAGUUGGUAAAAAAGCUUUUAAUUGA
Molecule: messenger RNA, 1198 nt
Organism: Paramecium sonneborni
Lineage: Eukaryota; Ciliophora; Oligohymenophorea; Peniculida; Parameciidae
Source: the annotation of a GenBank genome assembly